Messenger RNA from Beta vulgaris subsp. vulgaris (sugar beet), 844 nucleotides. RefSeq names its product histone H2A.6. The transcript is spliced from 2 exons. Bases 133 to 531 code for a protein of 132 amino acids. Gene Ontology annotation, cellular component: nucleosome. The record is from RefSeq and is a predicted model, not a curated record. Gene Ontology annotation, molecular function: structural constituent of chromatin; DNA binding; protein heterodimerization activity. NCBI's taxonomy places the organism in Eukaryota, Viridiplantae, Streptophyta, Magnoliopsida, Caryophyllales, Amaranthaceae.
AUCAACCUAACAUACUUUCAUUUCUCUCUCCUCGACUACUCCAAUCUCUCUCCUCUCUUUUCUAGUUUAUCAUCUUUUUCUGCCAUUUUCUCUCUCUUCAAAUUCUUCAAACCUCUGCAAACAAAGAAAAAAAUGGCAGGUAGAGGUAAAACCUUAGGUUCUGGUACAGCGAAGAAGGCUACAUCUCGUAGUAGUAAGGCUGGUUUGCAGUUUCCUGUUGGUCGUAUUGCUCGUUUUUUGAAGGCUGGAAAGUAUGCUGAGCGUGUCGGUGCCGGAGCUCCGGUGUACCUUGCCGCUGUUCUUGAGUAUCUCGCUGCUGAGGUAUUGGAAUUGGCAGGAAACGCAGCAAGAGACAACAAGAAAACUCGAAUCGUGCCAAGGCACAUUCAAUUAGCAGUGAGAAACGAUGAAGAACUGAGCAAAUUGCUUGGAGAUGUUACAAUUGCCAAUGGUGGUGUGAUGCCUAACAUUCACAACCUUCUUCUCCCAAAGAAGGCAGGUAGCAAGGCGACCGCUGACGACGACUCUUAAGUUAAUAUGAUGAUCCAAUGAAAGAGGAAAUCUGGAUUUGGAAACUUGAAAAAAAUUUGUUGCAUUUUCGUUACGAAGAUUAUAGGAUUUAGUUAGGGUUAGGGUUUUGAAGUAAUCAUCAGUAUGUUCUUAUUUGUGUGGGGGGUUGGGGUUAAUGUUUAGUUGGGUUAAUAUUUAAUAUAUUAGGGGGGUUUGGUUAGAUUUUACCUACUUUUAAUGUGUAUAAGUUUCUUGUUUCCUGAUUUCCCUGACAAUUUUUAUGAAACAUCAAUGAAAUUUGUGGAGGUUAAUCCAAAUCUCACUGUUCUACAUC